AAAAUGUCAAUACACACAAGCGUUGAACAUGGCGAUGGCGUCUGAUUUGGGGCCCGUCCCGUUGCCCAAAAACAAGUCAAAAAAUCGUAGCCUCGGAUGGUUGACGAUCAGAAGAUCACGGUCCAAGAAUAAGUAUAACCUCCAGAAUGCGUUACCCCAUGCCAGCCAGCAUCCAGACGAUCGGUCCGGGGAAGGGCCGCUCGGUAAUGUGGACGAAGAUGAUAUUCCAAAGUUGGUCGAGCGACUGCGUAUACUUGAGAGUGAUUUGACCCACCGUGACCCUGAGGUAGUCAUCACAACUCAGAAGUAUCUGAUUGAUGCCCUCAGGCGGGAGAACGGAGCCCUCCGUCUCCUCCGACACCAAGUAGAGCUUCUGAGAAGAGAGAACACCAAACUGAAGAAAGAGGCCGAGAAGUCACAGUCAAAGAAACUGGCCAACGGCGCCAAGGCCAAGAACGGAGUCAGCAACGGAGACGUCUCAGAGACCGAGACACUGGAAGAGGACUCGUCGAAAAACAUCACCUCGCUCAAGAUGGAGAACGAGAGGCUGAGAAAGAGCAACGAUCAGCUCCAGAAUUGCCUGGAUGAGCACAAGAAGCAAAACAGUGCCACCAAUGGACUGACCAAUGGGGAAGCCAACGGACAUGAGGGGACCAAUGGGGUGGCACGGGAGGAGGAUGUGAAUGGUCAAAACGGGAGGCAGUCGCCGAGCCAUGGAAAGAAGCAGAGACCCGUCCUAAAGAAGGGGAACGAUAAUGGAGCUGGCACAAGUGGGACCAGUCUGGUCACAGUGAACUGUCUCCGCAAGUCAGACGGUAACUUCCACGACUGCGAUGAGAUGUUGGAGGAACGCCUGAAGUCCCACAUGGCGGCUAAGGGGGUUGACCUAGUCUUGAAGGAGUGGUCUCCCGGGCGAGAUCAUCAUAUGGUCACCUUGGUGUUCUGCUUGGCAUCCAAUGAUCUGACCCAGAACAUCAUGAAGGCUGUGGAUGGCGUCAGUAGCGACGCAGAGGUCAUUCUGGCGGUCUUCCACACAGCCAGCCAGGAGUCCCAGAGGAAGGACCCAGAGACGGAGUCCCUGAACCUGUCGGUCCUGUCCAACGCCUGCCUGGUGGUGGAUGUCUUCUUCAGCAAGCGGGACAGCCUAUACCGCUGCAACCAGAACAACAGGGCCAUGUCCAGGCUCUUGCACCUGUUUGAGAUGAUCUGCUGAAGAGGUGCAGGUUGGUUAGGUUGGUCUUUAAAAGCUAUUGAUUAACCCUUGCUCUAUGAAUCGUCCAAAACAAGACACAACAACUUGUCCCUCUGGCAGAAUGUUGCCUUUUUAUUUUAUUUGUUUAAGAAAAUGAAAGCAUCACAUCUCACAAAAUUAAUCUACUUUUGCUCUUCCGCAUCCCUGCCCCCGCCCCUGCCCUCCAGUACCACAAACCUAGAUGUUUCUGAAAACACCUCAAUAUUUAGGAUAACAAAAUACCCUAUUUUGGUUGCAUUGGCCACUCUGCAUAUGUUCCAAUGAGCGCGUCAUAUGCAAGUGCGCACAUGUUAGACAAUUUUGUUGGCACUUCACACAGUUAGGAGGCAUUCUGAGACAGAACUGGGCGGAGAUCGAAAUUGGGCUUUGCAGGUAUUAGGAAAGAGAAUAAAAUGCGACUUUUAUUUGCACUUUCAAUCGGUCAAUUGGUUACUCCAUUUAAAAAGUUAAUGCUGAUAUGCGUUUUAUGAGUAUGCGUUUAUCGACAUUUCAAAAAGUAAAAUAUUGAGAAAAGGGCUUACAAAGUUUUGAAUUUGCAGUUGGGGAAAAUGAAAAGUGCAAUUUGCAUUUCCUUAAAAACACUUUCAUUCCAUGAUUUUUAUACUUUAUCCCUUAAAGGGAAGAUACAACAUUUGCAAACAUCAAAAAAACGAAAUGAUCAAAUUAUCACGAA
This is a messenger RNA of Patiria miniata (bat star), 1925 nucleotides long. RefSeq lists its product as uncharacterized. The record is from RefSeq and is a predicted model, not a curated record. The transcript has 4 exons. NCBI's taxonomy places the organism in Eukaryota, Metazoa, Echinodermata, Asteroidea, Valvatida, Asterinidae. The coding region runs from base 29 to 1213 and encodes 394 amino acids.